Messenger RNA from Pangasianodon hypophthalmus (striped catfish), 3225 nucleotides. RefSeq names its product proline-rich protein 5. The coding region runs from base 1341 to 2690 and encodes 449 amino acids. The transcript is spliced from 9 exons. Gene Ontology annotation, biological process: TORC2 signaling. The record is from RefSeq and is a predicted model, not a curated record. Gene Ontology annotation, cellular component: TORC2 complex. NCBI's taxonomy places the organism in Eukaryota, Metazoa, Chordata, Actinopteri, Siluriformes, Pangasiidae.
GUGUAUGUGUCAGAGUGGGUCAUUGUGAAGCCUGGGACUACACACUGCUACAGAGGAUAAGCUUGUUAAUGCGUCUAGCCCACUGUUAGAGAGAGAAGCGAGCAGUGACUCAUGGCCACUGUUACCUCUCAUGAACACACACAAGUGUUUCCUGAACGAAAGUCUCCACAGUAAUGGUCUUAGAAUUUUACUUAAAAGCCACAUUACAUCUGUGUGUUGUGGGGGCACUUCCUGUCUGAGCAGCAGAAAGAUGGAAGAGAUACAAAAAGAGAGAAUGAGAGAGAGAGGAAGUGAGAGAACAGCCCACACGAAAACGAAGAAAGGGACUCGACCUAAUUUUGCUUAUUUCACGCAGCUAUUUCUAGAAAGAAUCCAUUUUUUUCUGCCAAUAGCAGGAGACAUUUAAUUAAAUAGUAAAACGAAAAAAUCUAAAAAUAAACGUAAUAAACCUAAAUGAGAAUUGUACCUUUAUUCAAGCUAUUUUCAGAUGAUUUUUUUGCAGUGUUUGUGUACAUUAGUUCUUGUUACAGCUAACCCAAGUGGCGUAUACGUCUUAGCUGAUACACCAUGCAGCAUCACAGUGCGUACUUGUAGUAUGUGACAGUUCCUUAUCAGACUUUAAUGAAAGUUUAUUUUUGUAUCUUUAUAAUUUUACUGAAUGUGAAUAUAACAAUCCUUCUGCAACAUUUUAGGUAAUUAGAACAUCAUUUUGAUUUGGCGGUGAAUGUAGGGAAUUUGGGAGACCUGUUUGAGAGAUUUUUUUAUUAUUAUUAUUUUAUUUUAUUGUUUUGCUAUAGAAUUCUAGUGAUUGGUGUUGAUCUGUGUCUGAUGUCUCUGACUUCAUUUGGUUAAGAAAUGGUGAGGCAAGUUUGAAAAACACCAUGUGCACUCACUGACCUCAGAUCUGCCUUCAGAAUGUCCCUCUUUCUUCGGAGCAGUCCUGGUGCUUACUUAGAGACACAUGCUCCCUCUCUCCCUCUUACUUUGUAUUCAACACCAUAUUCACCUCAAAAAGCACUUCCUGUCUUAGGCAGUGCAAAGCUGAGCUUGUCUUUUGUUGAGAAAGAUUUUUAAAUUGGCUUACAAGAGAGGCUUGUCACACAUGCCGGGAAGGGAGCUGUAGCUCUUCCUCCUUGAACUAUCUCACUUCUCUGUCCUUAUAAAUCAUGGCAGUGUUUGCUGAAGUGAGUAUGCACUGGUCUGGUAGAGGAAGUUGGACUUGUGGAGCACUGCAGUCUGGCUCACAACAAUUCGACAGUCUGUGGGGUUUAAAGAGGUUUUUUUUUACUGGUUUAAAGCUGCUUUUGGGCAUCAUUCACAGUGAUCUUUAAAGCUCAACCAUGGAGUGGAGUUAUAUUCUACCCAUCCAUUUUAUGGAGCUGAAGUUGAUGAGUUCGCCAAGCCUCAGCGAACUGGGCAAGAGUGACAAGGCAGCCUUGGAGGAGCGAGGCGCUCAGCAGUGCAGGGCAGGGGCCAACGCCAUCUGGAAUAGUAUCCAUAAUGCGGUAAUCGCCACGUUCCAGAAGAAAGAUCUGGGAGACAAUGAGCUGUACUCGUUAAAUGAAGGAGUCAGGCAGCUGCUGAAGACAGAACUGGGCUCCUUCUUCACAGAGUACCUGCAGAACCAGCUCCUAACCAAAGGAAUGGUCAUACUGCGCGACAAAAUCUACUUCUACGAAGGUCAAAAGUUACUAGAUGCUCUGGCUGAAACCUGGGACUUUUUCUUUUGUAAUGUCCUCUCCAUGCUGCAAGCCAUUUUCUACCCAGUCCAGGGGAAAGAGCCCUCGGUGAGGCAGCUGGCUCUCCUGCACUUUCGGAACAUUAUAACUCUGAGCAUAAAGCUGGAGGACGCUUUGUCUCGUCCCAACGCUUGUGUGCCCCCUUCCAUCAUACAAAUGUUGCUCAUACUGCAGGGCGUGCACGAGUCUCGAGGAGUGACUGACGACUACUUGAAGUUGGAAUCUCUGAUCCAGAAAGUUGUGUCUCCGUACCUGGGCACGCACGGCCUCUACGCUGACGAUGGCUGUGUGGCGCAGUGCUCCUGUGUGCUGGGUGAGGAUGGAGAAAUCCACACAGCGUUUAGCAUUCACCCUGAUGAGAAGCGGUUGCUGCGGCACUGGCCCAAACUGGGUGACGCCUCUGCUAGGAACCCUGUAGUGCGCUCCAAGAGCUACAACGUGCCCAUGCUGACGCCUGUGGUGGAGUACGAGACGGAGGCCACAUCAGUGGGCAGCGCAGGAAUCCGACGACAUUCCGUGUGCCAGAUGACCUCGUGCCAAGAGGAGCCGGCAUUCUCCAGCACCAAGUCCAGCCCCGAGAUGAACACUGCACCCCAGCUUUCAGCCUCUCACCCGUCCUUAGAACAGGACUCAGCUCUGUCAGGAUGCAGAGCGCAGGGGAAGGGCACAUCUCCACUCCCAUCCCCUUCCAUGUAUCCCUUGAUUUUCCCUCAAUGUUCUUCAGAAAUCUUUCAGAAAAUGUCCCAAGAAUCAGGUUCUGAGCUUACCCAGGAAGUGGCCUCACUACCCAGAGGCUCGUCAAGCCCCGAGACCAGAAGCUCGUCGAGCCCUGACACCAUCACGGAUCAGCUCCUGGAGUCUCUGGACUCAGAGUCAGAGGGAAUCUUCAUCGACUUCAGCUGCCACUCGCACUCCUCUAACUUCAGCCACGAGAGUGAGAGUGUGGUCUAGGAAGGCAGCAGAGCCACAGCGCCCAGCUCCGCCCGUUUAUUCAAGAAUAGGGAUUCAUUUCACAUUCCUUUUAAUUUCAUACUGAAUAUCUGAAAAGUCAAACUUUAACAAGUUUUUUUAAAGUGCAUGGGGAAUUCACUUCACAGCAGUUAUUCCUCAAAUUCUCAAUUAAUUACAAACUUACUUUAGAAUUCUUUACGUUGGGUGGAACAUUUUCCAAACUUUUUAUAACAAAGUUUUAGAAUAACAAACUAUAUAUUAUAUAGCAAAUUCUAUAACAGAUUAAUAUAUUUUAAUUACUAUUUAAUUGUAUUUAUUUAUUUAAUUGUUUAAUUGUGGGCUGUGAUUAAUGCUGUGAUCAGAAGAUCGAGGUUCAAGGUGCCACUGUUCCCUAAUCAAAGCCCUAACGAGUGAAGCGCUAUGUGAAGAAGAGAAUUCUACUGUAAUGUGACUGAUAACGCCUUUCCUCUUUUUUGCUUCUAUUUUUAAAAAUGGCUGGAUAAUGAUUUGAGGCAUUAAAUAUCAAUAUCACAUG